AUGGCCAAACCACAGUCCCUCACUCCGCGUUCCCUCCAGACUCGCCUUUCCCACAUUCUUCAACACUGGCCCCAAGAUGCCGUGCGCCCAGCUUCAGUCUCGGUGCAAAGCUAUAUUCAAAGGCAACUCCGCGAUAACCAGAACUCCACGACGACCACCCCUUCCUCAUCGCGAUCUACAUCCUCCCCCGAGCCGGCACUCAAGCCUCUUCCUCCGAUCUCUGAAUCUUCUGUGAACGCGCUAUCCGCUCUAUUGGAGAAUCGCUUCGCGAACAAGUUCCCAUUGUCUCAAAAGAUUCGCUACCCGGCGAGUGACCCGGAAUACUACGACAAUCUGAUUAAAGAGUUCGAAGAGGCGCCAAACAGAGAUUGGUUUGGUCGCUUGCGCAAGCGUUUGGGUGGUUUGUUGCGAUUGCAGUGA
Molecule: messenger RNA, 420 nt
Organism: Penicillium diatomitis
Lineage: Eukaryota; Fungi; Ascomycota; Eurotiomycetes; Eurotiales; Aspergillaceae
Product: ubiquinol-cytochrome c reductase complex assembly factor 2
Exons: 2
Coding region: 1-420 (139 amino acids)
Biological process (GO): mitochondrial respiratory chain complex III assembly
Cellular component (GO): mitochondrion; Cbp3p-Cbp6 complex
Molecular function (GO): ribosome binding
Source: RefSeq, a predicted model, not a curated record